AUGGCUCUGAUUCAUCUCAGUUUUAUUGCAACUUCAUUGUCUCUUGUAUCAGGGGCUGCAAAUGAACAGAACUGCGGCAAGGUUUCGACGAUUGCGUUAAGAACUCCAAAAUUGAACUGCAAGAUCUAUUGUUGAUCUUUCUCAACUCAAAUGUUACACUUACAAGUUGAAUACGGUUGUGAUCUGCUUUGAUUUUUGGCGAGGAUUGAAGUCCAUAGAAAAACCAGUCUCGCUGGUUUACUCACGACAACCUAUUUUUAUAGUUUCCCAUAUCUUUCUUUUAGUUUUAUGGAAACUGGUUUCCAAAAAAUCCCAAGGAAUUAAAAAAGCUUUACCAUCAUUGGACAGCACUUAUCUAAUCCAAUUAAUGUGGUCCCAAGGGAAAUAAACACUCCCUAAUUAAAAAAAAAACAAACAAACAAGGGGAAUAAUUCACAUGCUGUUAGCGAAAAUGGCUGUGAUUCAUUUAAGCCUUCUUGCAACUAUCUGGUUUUUUAUAUCAACGGCUGCGACGUAACAGAACUGCAGUAUAGUUAGAUGUAAAGUACUGCCGGUUGGAGAAAGUAUCGCAUCAGAAUUUAAACCGAAGGCUUCCGAGGAGGGUGUGCGGAUGAUUUACUUGAAUUUAAAAAUGAGUUUGCCUAAUGGUCGUGGGUCGUGGGUCGUGGGUACAAGUCGUGGGUCGUGGGUGUGGGUGUGGGUAAAAGUCGUGGAUGUGGGUAAUGAUUAAAAGUUAAUUUGUAAUCAUUAUUAAUAAUUAACAAUGUUACUAUUUUUUGUUAAAUGUUAAUAAUUUACAAUAUUACAAGUUUUGGAUUUUUUUAACUACUCGAUAACAAAACGAAAAUGACACGAUGUAUGAAAACUAUACAACACAUCCCCUACUCUGUUACUCUACAUCGACCGCCAGCGCAGGGGGUGGCGGUGGCUACAGGAGCAAUCGAAAAGAAAAAGAAAUAACGUUGAACUAAUUUUAAUUUCUUCAAAUAUAAAGUUGACAUAGGAAAGCUGUCAAACUUGGUCUCCACCAUAAACUGGUCAAAAACGCUUUCAAAUGGUCUUGCGAAAGCUAAACUUAUUUUACUAACAACGGAAGAGCGUCACUAAAAAACGCGAACAACAAUGAGAAUGGAGUGUCCCAGCACCGCGAAAGUUUACUCAUAUUCUAAGUUAUACGAAGAGGUUAGCUCUCUCCUUUAAAUAUCCGAAAAAGUGAAGAAAUUCAAAAAAUUUUAUAGCAAUAAAAGGGGGUGGUAGGCCUACACGACCUUUACCUCAUACCAAAAUGCUGCUUAUUCCAAUAAAGUUUUUUUCUCUGCUGGGUAGAUUAUGCUUUGGAAGGUUCCGCAUUUUUACUGAGCAAAUGUGAUUUUAGCCGCAUGUUUCACACUGAGAGGUCAUGACACACAUAUCGAUUGACUGUAGUUGUUGUUUCUGGUAGGCAGGAUUUGCUCUCUGAUACAAGCGCAUUUUCUUUGACCUCUUUUGAAGCGUAAGGCUUUUUUAUUACGGCUGAAUAAGGGUUCCAAUUUUCUCCAAAGUGCCUUCUGGAUCUGAAUAACUAAGCGAUUGUCUUUAGUCCGUGAGUGUAAUGUUUUUCUGCAAUGCUGUAUCACGCUGGGUCCAGCUCGUUACUUUUCUUUGCAGAAUGUCAUAUUGGCACGGAUAGUAAUUUGCCGAUCCAAAAUUAUAAUUAAAAUUAUUAUUAUGAAGUGCAGCUUAAACUGAAGCUACAUCAACUUACUAGUCGUUGUCUCAAUUUGCGGCCUCUACUCGCUUGUUUUACCCUCCCCACCCUCCCCGGGUUUUAUUUUAUAGCCUGUAGUUUUCAAUAAAUUGUUUUUUUGCCCCAAACUCGUUGCUUUUCUUUUGUGUCUACUAAUUGGGAUCAAUUCAAAGAUAGGCAUCGUAUUGCUUAUUGAGAUAAAUAAUGAUUGACUACUCUUAUAUGGAACUGAUCCCGGCUUCCUUAAUUUUACGAUUUGCUCUUUUUAGCGUGUUGUUCAAGCGUUUGACGAAAACAAAUUUUCUCAAAAUACUAUGAAGGGAUUACACCAGUCCUGAAAAUAGCUCCUAUGGGUUCCUGCCUUUACCCAAUCCCACCCAUUUUCAUACAUUGUGUUAUGUUUGUUUUGUUAUGUUAUUAGUUAUCGAGUAGUUAAAAAAAUAAAAAACUUGUAAUAUUGUAAAUUAUUAAUAUUUAACAAAAAUUAGGAACAUUGUUAAUUAUUAAUUUAUGAUUAAAAAUUUUUUAUUUAUUUUUAUGAUUAAAAAUUUUUAAUCAUUACCCACACCCACGACUUUUACCCACACCCACACCCACGACCCACGACUUGUACCCACGACCCACGACCCACGACCAUUAGACAAACUCAAAAAUGUCGGUAACAUCAGCUACAAUCCGCUGGAGUUGCAAGACGAGUUUCAACCCGACAGAUGGGUUUGGGCUCGGUCAAAUAAUGAGCCCAUGCUAUCUUUGCCUUACGACUUCGAUAUUUUAUCGCUUGGACUUUUGAAUUAUCAAGUUGGAAGCAUGACAGUGCCACUGAGAGAUGAACCGAGUGGAUGCCUUGCGGGAUUAAACUCAACAUGUCAGAACUUGGUCGUCGGAAGAGCACUGUUGAGCAAUGUAACAAGUAAAAGCGGCAACAAUGGGGUGGUCUGUGUUGCAAUGAUAGAUGAGAAUGUGCAUAAUUCUGAAGACUCCAUGGUAUAUCAUUGUUGUAGGCUCAAUGCGUCAAGCAUUAACUGUGAUCUUUCUGUUGAGGCCCGUAUGUCAUUCAAAGUGAUAAACACCUUUCUGUUUCUUUUAUCCGUUGUUGUGAUGUUUUAUUCCCCCGCAAUGCUUCUGAUGUUGCCAGAAGAUAUAAUUGAUCUUCAAUAUGAAUGUGACAAGGAAAGUAACAAUGAAAACAAUGAACUUCUUGAAGUUCAAAAUGGGGAAGAAGAGAGACUGAGGUCAUUUGACACAGAGGAAAUUCUUGUAGAUGACAGGAGUCCGAUAACCUGCUCAGUGUUUUUGUUGGAACAUUUUCAGCGGCUACCAAAUUUAACCCUAUCGUUUAACCUCAAGUUAAUGUUUUUACUCUUUUUUGUUCUUCCAUUUGGAUUUUAUAUUAAGCUGGGUUUAUAUUUUCUCCUAAAGCAGAAAUAUUUCAAUGAAUAUAUCUUGAAGAUACCGGAUCCGGAAAAAGUAAGUUUAUUUUAUAGCAUACCAUCUACGUUUUUCUUUAUUUAACCAAUUUUAUUUCUCAGCCUACUCAAUCUUGAUAUUAACCCUAUUAAUUUUAACUUGCUUGAUGGCAGUUUUGUUUUUACGGCCCAAGGAUUUAUUCCUAAACCGGCAGCCUAUGAAAUGCACUCUAUGUACUAUGGCCGGAAACUCCUUUACCUGUGCUACAGAAAACAAGAGUUCUGUUAGUAUUGGAGAAAACAUACUUCAACAUUUGAAAUUGAUCCCGAAAGAAGCACACCACCUAACGUUGAGUUUUCUUAACCACAAUAACAGCGGUCUAAAGAACCUAGUGACAUUUUCCACCUGUUUUUUAAAGGUGAAUCAUAAUGGCCCACGAAUGAAACGUGCGUUGUGCAUGUUGUGGCUUUUAUCUUCUAGUUUAGUAACGCUGUUUCUGGCAGGUAUUUUAUGGGGAAUAUUCUGUUUGAUCCUCCUUUUUGCUUCAUUAGUAACAAUCCUAUUUUUUUUUUUCACCAGUUACUCUUCUGGUCAAAUUUAGCGUGGAAAAAAUUAUGACCAGAUCAAUGCUAUGACUAGCAACUCCAGAGUGGUCAAACUAAUUUUUUAUUUGUUUACUAUACCAUACAUAGUGUUGCUGUUUUUUGGUUUCUUUGUUCCAUUAUCCCUUUUAUGCAACCUUUUCUCCGGAACAUUUGGCUUUACAAUCAUGGGAUUAGUUCUAAACGUUGAUAUUGUAACUCCCUAUGUAGCUUUCUUCGUCGUUGUCACGACAAAUAUUUAUUUCUGCUAUGCUAAUUUGCAGAAAGGUUACAUAGAGGUGAAAGGAUUCAUCUUAAAAUACUGGCAACAGGAACUCCAAACAACCCGUAGUAGCGAACAAAGGACAAUACCAGCCAAGCUGUUUUGGUUCGUGAGUGAUAGAGUGCUUCCCAUUCAAAAUGAAAUCUGUCUGAUGCUUCGCAACACGGCUGUCAUUGUCACUUUCCUGUUUUUGACGAUAUCUUCGAUUAUUUUUUUCGGACACGAAUAUGAAAUUUCCACCCUUGUGUCGACCGUUGCGGUUUUCAUUAGUUAG
Porites evermanni is the source of this 4271-nucleotide messenger RNA. The record is from the annotation of a GenBank genome assembly. NCBI's taxonomy places the organism in Eukaryota, Metazoa, Cnidaria, Anthozoa, Scleractinia, Poritidae.